Molecule: messenger RNA, 3064 nt
Organism: Epinephelus moara (kelp grouper)
Lineage: Eukaryota; Metazoa; Chordata; Actinopteri; Perciformes; Serranidae
Product: FYN-binding protein 1-like
Exons: 19
Coding region: 155-2449 (764 amino acids)
Biological process (GO): T cell receptor signaling pathway; protein localization to plasma membrane; integrin-mediated signaling pathway
Cellular component (GO): plasma membrane
Molecular function (GO): protein binding
Source: RefSeq, a predicted model, not a curated record
UAAUGCUUUGUCACACUCUCUGUCAUUCACUAAACCACGGUACCUCUCUCUUCGACAGAAACUCACACAGAUAGACUGAGCAAACACACUCUCCACCACCUUUUACGACAACCAUUCAGACGUAGCAGAGGUGCCUGGGAUUGCUGUCCCCAGUAUGGAAAGAAAAGCUGAUGUGAAGGCCAUCAUGGCUCGCUUUCAAACGAGUGGGGGAAGCACUGACGAGACUUCUUCCACACCGCUUGGACAUGUCAAACAAUCCCUGCACCCCACCCUCUCCUCCGGCCCGACCAUACAGGCAAAGAAACCGGUCUUGGAGAGCCUCUCAGGCAGUGCGAUAAAUGUUCCUCCAAAACCCGCUUUUCUGAAAAAUACAGUAUCAACUAAAAGUGACACAGACGCACAUGAACCAAACAAAACUAAAGCCCUGGCUAACAGAUUUGGAAACAUGCAGGAGGACACCAACAACAAACCUCCCAUAGCUAAUAAACACCAGACACCAUUGAAGCCAGCUUUUUCACAGGCCGCUGACGCUAAAGGUCCUCUACAGAAGCCCCCUUUCAACAAGCCCCCACUGAGCUCCACCGUGUCCGACUCCAAACCUGCCUUUCCGAAACCCUCCCCACUCAACCCCAAACCCAGCUGGGUGAAAGAAGACAGUGGUGGGGGUUUACAAAAACCGCGCAGCAGCAUUGUAAAACUAAAGCAGCAAAAUGAAGAGAUGGCGGGUGCGGGCACGGAGACUGCAAACAAACCUUCUGUUCCAGUAAACUCCAUUCCUAAGCCCUCCAACUUCAGGACUGCUCAGAAUCUCUUCAACAAAGAGGCAGAUAGUGGCGUGAAAGCAGACGAAAUCAAAAAACCACUCGUCACUGCUAAUAACUCUGUUACAGCUCCAAAACCUCCGGCCAGUAAAAAACCUAGCAUAAAGAAGCCACCAAAGCCUUCUCCUCAGUCCAACAGCAUUAACAGUGAUGCCACUUCAGGCCCAAAGUGUAACCCCCUCCCCAACAGUUUAGCUUUGGGCCCUCCUCCUGCCAAGCCCAACCGACCCCCCAAAGUCGACCUGGAGAGGUUUAAAAGAGGUGCUGAGGCCUCGGAUAAUGGUCCUGGCACCUUUAAGAAACCCACCAUCCCACCUCCUCUGGCCUCUCACCCCAGUAACCUUAGCAACAAUGUGCCCCCGACUCAACCCCCUCAGCCUGCAGUUCCUAGUCUGCCCCCACGACACCCUGGAGCCAUGAUCCCACAAGAUGAUUUCUAUGAUGAUGUUGAUGAAUUUAGCAGCGCUCCUCCGCCUCCACCACCUGCAGGUCACCCCAGUCAGAGGCCAAAGGAGGAAAAUGAUUCUGAUGGAGAGAUGUAUGAGGAUCUGGAUGAACGAUGGGAAGCGGCUGAACAAAAACAAGAUAAGAAGAAAGAAAAAGAAGAUAAGGAGGAGAAAAAACGACUGGAGGCUGAGAAGAAGGAGCAUAAGGAACGUGAGAAGAAGGAACAAGAUGCCAGAAAGAAGUUCAAAUUGGUCGGGCCCCUGGAGGUCAUCCAUCAAGGGAAGGCUCGUGUGGAUUGCAAAAGCAGUAAGACCGACCUUGCUCUGAAGCAGGGAGAAUGCGUGGACAUCAUCCGCGUUCAGGGCAACCCAGAGGGGAAAUGGUUGGGACGGACGCAAGAUGGAUCCAUUGGUUAUGUAAAGACCACUUCAGUGGAAAUCGACUUUAACACUCUGAAGAAACAUCAAGCUCAGCCGGCGUACGAGCCAGAGGUAUACGAUGACAUCGAUGUGGUCCCCUCUAAUGACAGUGGGACCAAAGGACCAGGAGUUGUCCUGCCCCCGCUACCAGGAGAAGACGGAGAAAUAUAUGAUGAUAUUCUUGAUCCAAACCUGGAAGUCAGUCCUGUGGACUCCAGGUCAUCUCCUCCGAAGCCUCGUGGCUUCCUGCGGAUGUUUGACCGGAACAGACGUCCAGCCAGCACUAAAGUAUUGCCUCCACCCAGCCAGUUCACUGCAGAGGGGAAUUCAGACAAACCUGCACCAAUUGAUGAGGAGAUAUACGAUGAUGUUGACUCCCAAAACGCGCCUCCCCUUCCUCCCAUCAGCAGCCUUCCACACCUGAGAGGCAAAGGCAAGACUGAAGAGAUGGACCCAAAGAAGCAGAAAAAGCUUGAGAAGGAGGAGAGGGAAUUCAGGAAAAAGUUUAAAUAUGACGGGGAGAUACAGGUGCUGUACCAGGUGACCAUCGCCCCAACACUCACUAACAAGAAGUGGGGUGUGAAGGAACUUCCUGUCAAAGCAGGAGAGAAACUUGACGUCAUCGUUAAAGCCGUGGAUAACAAAAUGAUCUGUCGGAACGAGGAGGGCAAGUUUGGUUAUGUUUCGAUGGGCCACAUUGUGACGGAUGAUGGUGAUAUCUACGACGAUAUUGGAGAUGAUUGCAUCUACGACAACGACUAGAAACAUCCUGCGCCACGUUUAUUGUCUUACACUGAUAUUGUUCAUGUUAUUUAUUAUGUUUAUUGAUGGUAUACAUUGGGAGCUGCUUUUGGUUAGCCUGAUAACCAUUUCAUUUCCCCUCGUUAUUUAUUAAUCAGCAUUUGUAAUCCCUGUAUAAAUUGGGCAUACAGAUUAUGUUUCAGGGAUUUGGAAUCAGGCUAACUUUAAUUCAUCUGAACAAUGUGAUCCUGUUAAAUUUCUUCAAACAACAACAAAACAAUUUAAUGGGGUUAUGUUGAUUGCAGCAUUUCAGUUAAGUGGGAAACAUUUGUUAUAACAACAGUAUUUGCAUAUCUCUGUCUGCCUUUAGUGGAAACUCAGCAGCAUUGUAUGUACGUGUAUGCUUUUACGGUGUUAUGCAUUUUUUGUUUUGUUCUGCAAUUUUAUCGCUACAUGUUGUAACAUUACUUGUGAUUUAAUUUUUAUUUUUUUUUUUCAUUUAAUUAAUGUUCAUGAUAUGAUACUGUAUGUGUAUUACUUUGCCAUCUGUAAGGCCAACUGAAUUUUUAACAGCUCCUAAAUUAACCUCAGCAUCUUUGUCUCAAGGUUUAACAUAAAUUAAACAACUGUCUCAGU